Messenger RNA from Orcinus orca (killer whale), 7568 nucleotides. It is a transcript of the gene PYGL, whose product is annotated as glycogen phosphorylase L. Gene Ontology annotation, biological process: glycogen catabolic process. Gene Ontology annotation, cellular component: cytoplasm. The transcript is spliced from 21 exons. Bases 90 to 2654 code for a protein of 854 amino acids. Lineage: Eukaryota; Metazoa; Chordata; Mammalia; Artiodactyla; Delphinidae. The record is from RefSeq and is a predicted model, not a curated record. Gene Ontology annotation, molecular function: glycogen phosphorylase activity; pyridoxal phosphate binding.
CCGACUCAAAAGCGGCGAGAGGCGCAGGGCGACUCCGCCCCUGUCCUGCCGCCGGGCGUCCGGAGCCGCACGUCCUGCUCGCCGCCGCCAUGGCCAAGCCCCUGACCGACCAGGAGAAGCGGCGGCAGAUCAGCAUCCGCGGCAUCGUGGGCGUGGAGAACGUGGCCGAGCUGAAGAAGGGCUUCAACCGGCAUCUGCACUUCACGCUGGUCAAGGACCGCAAUGUGGCCACCCCCCGCGACUACUUCUUCGCGCUGGCGCACACGGUGCGCGACCACCUGGUGGGGCGCUGGAUCCGCACGCAGCAGCACUACUACGAGACGUGCCCCAAGAGGGUCUAUUACCUCUCUUUGGAAUUUUACAUGGGCCGAACAUUACAGAACACCAUGAUCAACCUUGGCCUGCAGAAUGCCUGUGACGAGGCCAUUUACCAGCUUGGAUUGGAUAUGGAGGAGUUAGAAGAAAUUGAAGAAGAUGCUGGGCUUGGCAAUGGUGGUCUUGGGAGGCUUGCUGCCUGCUUCUUGGAUUCCAUGGCAACUCUGGGGCUUGCAGCCUACGGCUAUGGCAUCCGAUAUGAAUAUGGAAUCUUCAAUCAGAAGAUUCGAGAUGGAUGGCAGAUAGAAGAGGCAGAUGACUGGCUCAGGCAUGGAAACCCCUGGGAGAAGGCCCGCCCCGAGUUCAUGCUGCCUGUUCACUUCUACGGGAACGUAGAGCACACAGAGGCCGGAACCAAGUGGAUCAACACGCAGGUGGUCCUUGCUCUUCCAUAUGACACCCCGGUGCCUGGAUAUCUGAACAACACGGUCAACACCAUGCGCCUCUGGUCUGCUCGCGCACCCAAUGACUUUAACCUCAGAGACUUUAACGUUGGAGACUACAUUCAGGCUGUGCUGGACCGGAAUCUGGCCGAGAACAUCUCCCGGGUCCUCUAUCCCAAUGAUAAUUUUUUUGAAGGGAAGGAGCUGAGACUGAAGCAGGAGUACUUUGUGGUGGCUGCUACCUUGCAAGAUGUCAUCCGACGUUUCAAAGCCUCUAAGCUUGGGUCCAGCAGGAGUGCCGGAACUGCGUUCGAUGCCUUCCCAGAUCAGGUUGCCAUCCAGCUGAACGACACUCACCCUGCGCUCGCCAUCCCCGAGCUGAUGAGGAUUUUUGUGGACAUUGAAAAAUUGCCCUGGUCCAAGGCAUGGGAGAUCACCCAGAAGACCUUUGCCUACACCAACCAUACAGUGCUCCCGGAAGCCCUGGAGCGCUGGCCUGUAGAGCUGGUGGAAAAGCUGCUUCCUCGACAUUUGCAAAUCAUUUACGAGAUGAAUCAAAAGCAUUUAGAUAAAAUUGCUGCCUUGUUUCCUAAAGACGUCGACCGCCUGAGAAGGAUGUCUCUGAUAGAAGAGGAAGGAGGCAAAAGGAUCAACAUGGCCCAUCUCUGCAUCGUGGGCUCCCAUGCUGUGAACGGCGUGGCUAAAAUUCACUCAGACAUCGUGAAGAACCAAGUAUUCAAGGACUUCAGUGAGCUAGAGCCAGACAAGUUUCAGAAUAAAACCAAUGGGAUCACUCCAAGGCGCUGGCUGUUACUCUGCAACCCAGGACUGGCAGAGUUAAUAGCAGAGAAAAUCGGAGAGGACUAUGUGAAGGACUUGAACCAGCUGACGAAGCUGAACAGCUUCCUGGGCGACGACGUCUUCCUCCGGGAGAUUUCCAACGUGAAGCAGGAGAACAAGCUGAAGUUUUCUCAGUUCCUGGAGAAGGAGUACAAAGUGAAGAUCAACCCAUCCUCCAUGUUUGACGUGCAGGUGAAGAGGAUCCAUGAGUACAAGCGGCAGCUCCUGAACUGCCUGCAUGUGGUCACCAUGUACAACCGCAUUAAGAAAGACCCGAAGAAGCUAUUCGUGCCCAGAACAGUUAUAAUCGGUGGCAAAGCUGCCCCAGGAUAUCACAUGGCCAAACUGAUCAUAAAGCUGAUCACUUCAGUGGCAGAGGUGGUGAACAAUGACCCCAUGGUUGGAAGCAAGUUGAAACUCAUCUUCCUGGAGAACUACAAAGUGUCUCUUGCUGAAAAAGUCAUUCCAGCCACAGAUCUGUCGGAGCAGAUUUCUACCGCAGGCACCGAAGCCUCGGGGACAGGCAACAUGAAGUUCAUGCUGAACGGGGCCCUGACUAUCGGGACCAUGGAUGGGGCCAAUGUGGAAAUGGCUGAGGAAGCCGGGGAAGAGAACCUGUUCAUCUUUGGCAUGAGAAUAGAGGACGUGGCUGCUUUGGACAAGAAAGGGUAUAAGGCAAAAGAAUAUUAUGAGGCUCUUCCAGAGCUAAAGCUGGCCAUCGACCAAAUUAACAAGGGCUUCUUUUCUCCCAAGCAGCCUGACCUCUUCAAAGACUUAGUCAACAUGCUAUUUUAUCAUGACAGGUUUAAAGUUUUUGCAGACUAUGAAGCCUACGUCAAGUGUCAAGAAAAAGUCAGUCAGCUGUACAUGAAUCCAAAGGCCUGGAACAUCAUGGUACUCAGAAACAUAGCCGCCUCAGGGAAAUUCUCCAGUGACCGAACAAUUAAGGAGUAUGCCCGGGACAUCUGGAACAUGGAGCCUUCUGACCUAAAGAUUUCCCUGUCCAGUGAACCCAGCAGUGGGGUGGACAAAGCCAAUGGAAAGUUAGACAAAUAACCAGGAGAGAGGGCAAUGCUUCUUGGUGUCAUAGCCCACGCGCCUGUGUCAGGGUGAAUGACCCACAGCUCUCCUCUGCUGCCGCCUUCCCCCAAGUGAGCACCGGCUGCCCGGACCGCUAGCGCUUCUCAACGUAAGCAUUUGAUUGAACUGCUGACAAUCCCAUCUCCUUUCACUGCUGCACAGCAAAACCUAUUGCUAAGAAUACUUCUAGAAGCUAAAGGAAACUAAGUUCCAGAAAGUGGCUUUUCAGAAAAAGGGAUGAUAUAAUCAAGUUCACUAAAGGAAGAUCUGCCUGCAUCCUGUCCACUCUGCCAUGAGGUGCAAGAUGAAGUGAAGGAGAGAGACUCAGAGCCCUGGAGGUACAAGAAAUACAUUUUUUCCAAAAGAACCACAGCCUACUCUGUAUUAACCACAUAAAAGGUAGAUAAAGGUGAUUCAAAAGGCAGAGGAUUCUUUAAAAAACCAUUUGAAUUUGUUUUAGAGCCAAGUUUCUUAAACCUUAGUGGGUCAUGGAGCCCUUUGAACAUGUAAUUAAAGCUAUGGACCCGCUGCCCCGAAAAAUGUAUCCACUCUUCAAAUUUUGUGUACAAUUUUGGGUUGGGAGUUCAUGGACCCUCUGGGGCUUCUGUGGAUCCCAAGUAUAGAACCACUGCUUUCAUCAAGGUUCCCUGUGAUCUGUCAUUUGGCCUCCUUCCAGCUCAGUACUGCUGAGAGCAAGCUGAGACUUCCAGGCAGGAGACAGAGGAAGGUACAGCUGACCCCAAGUCAGGAAAUCUGGGAUAACUGAGGGCAAGAGCGGAUUCACUCAGAGGGCAGACGUGACUGUGUGAUUCACAUGACCCUUUAAAUAAAAAUGCAUUGUAACACCGUGCCCAGGUUUACACAAUCAGAACAAUGUUAAGCAAUGUUGAAAAAUGUUGAUUUCACAGGAAAUCUCUGUAAAUGUGACUCUGAAACAUACACCUCAAGAAAGCCCCUUGAGCAAAGGCAAGUCUUGAGAAGGCCAUCUUCUGACACAAAAAGACAGUGAGUAAAAGAGACAGAGGGAGGGGAGCCGAGGGGCAGAUUCCAGACCUUGUCACUGAGUUUGAAGUGUCCUCCCAGAGACAGAGCGAGGUCUGCGGGUCUCUGAGGCACACCGCCCCUCCCCCAUGCUGAGACCCGCAGUCACAGCCAAUACUCAUCACCCACCAUAAUGACACAGGCCCACAGAGGGACUGGCAGUGCACCAAAGGACAGCCAGCCUCCUGGGAGGUGCUCUUGGUUACCAAGCAAGGUUGGGACCACAGAGAGCAGGCCGAGGCAUCAGUAUUCCAGACUAGAAUUAGUCAGGUGGCCCCCAGUAGCCGUGAUCAGAAUUCCAGGUGGUCUCUCCUAGGGAAUCCAUACUUUUGAUUAAUAGGAUUCAUGCCAAAUAAAUGAAUCUCCAUGUGGUUCUGUGAGAAGACCACUGAUGUGGAAACUGCUCUUCCUCUUCUCCAUACCUCAUGCCUACUCCCUACCCAGUCGUCCAUGGAUUUGAUCCAUCAUUUCCGACACUCUUGGGGAGUAAAGGAACCAUUGCCUUCUUUGAAAUCAGUAUCCAAAUUUUGGAAGUUAGUUUCCCUUUCAGUUAAGGAUCCACAUUAUUCUACAUAUAGAAUAUAUAGAUUUUUUUAAAAGAGAAGCCUAUUGCCAGAACACCCUCAAAUUUCAACAAAGGGAAAAAAAUAUGUGAAGGGAUGCGUACAGACCUAAAAACUGAGCUCUGCCUUACAUUCCCCCACAGGGCUGAAAUACUCUUUCACUCUGUAAAAAAAAAAAACAUCCAAGCAAAGGCAACUGACUUGUGUUCUGCACUGCCAUGAAGAUAAACAAUAAUUGGGUUGCCAUCAUGGAGGGCUGCUUCGUAGCAGCUACGGCCCUUCCCCUUAGCAUCCUCCCCGCACCGGCAGCUAGAAACUGUAUGCCUGAAAAGCAAGGAAAGGUUUCAGCCAACAUGGACAGAGAGAAGACUUCUCUAUCCUUGCCGAAGUCUGAAACCUCCUUAUGUCAAUCAGAUACAUAUUUAUAUUUAUAUGUUUAUAUACUAUUAGAAUAUAUAAUGGAUUAUUAUACGUAAAUAGUCAAUAUAUUUACAUACAGAUAUGUAUCUGCUUAAUACAUAUGCACAUGGUAAAAAUUAAAAUAUAAUGCCACAAACGUCUUAUAAUGAAAACCACUACUGCCUUACCCCCCCUCUCCCAUGCCGAGAUAACCCCUUUUAACCAUUUACUGUUUUAGUUCUUCUGACUCCUAUACCAAUCAUGCUUCCAAGACUGCAAUUCUUAGGUGUGGUUUGUUGAAAUGCAAUCCACUGGGUGGAAACAAGUAAAAGAUAAUAGAUGUCUGCCACCUGCUCUUGGUUUGGCUGAAGAAACAAAUUGGAAACAAAGGGAAACCAGUUUAGGUAGGAGAAAAGAACUUGAACAUGAAAUUAAGCUAUUCUACUCAAGAAACCCAGUGACCUUGUGAUUUUAAACACCUGAGUGAGCUCCAGUUCCUCCACCUUGUUAAACCAAUGAAUGAACCCUGCUAACACGAACACUGCCAUAUGACAUGUCACCAGGAGACCUGGAGAACUGGCCAUGUGAUGAUAAAUCUUCAGUCCCUCAAUCUUUUUUUUUUUUUUUUUGUCACACGGCGUGCAGCAUGUGAGAUCUUAGUUCCCCAACCAGGGAUCAAACCCAUGCCCCCUGCAGUGGAAGUGCAGAGUCCUAACCACCAGACCACGAGGGAAGUCCCAGUCUCUCAAUCAUUUAGAGGCAAAAAGUCUGACAUCAAACCCCAAGGCCUCUGUACUGCGAAGACGGGCAUUGCUGCCAGCUAGAUAAGCUAGUCACGAGGACAGCUGACUCACCAAACAAGGACUGAUGGGGCAAGAGUAAAGAAGAAAGAUGUUUUCAAAUUCCAACACUAUUAGUGGGACUGUACCCUGCAAAUUAGGAAGAAGUUAUGUGAACCCAUCCAUAUUGGCCCCUAAACAUUCUGUGAUCACAUGUUUAAACUCAGGGAGAUGAAAUAUAAAACAGGGCACAGGAAAACUGGCAACCACGAACAAGUAGGUGAACCAAACAAGAAAAUAUUGAGAUCAGCAGAGCAAAACAGACAGUAGGAUGCUCACGGCCUUGAUAGACAAGUAUUUAUGGAGUGCCCUCUGCCAAGCACUGUGCUGAGCAAUGGAAACCCACCAACAAAGUCCCCCACCUAUGAAGUUACUGUCUCAUAAGGAAGACAAACAUUCAUCAGAUAAUCACACAAGCACUUAUUCAAUUACAGUGGGGAUAAACGCAGUAAAGGACAAGCACAGGUUGCACUAACAUAUGCCGAAAAUGGGGGCGGUGAGGAAAGGGUUUCCUGAAAAUUACCGUUUAAAAUGAGACCCAAGAGAUGGGUAAGCAGUUAGGCAAAAGGAGGGAACAGAGGGAGCAGAGAGAGAGAAAGAAAUGCAGACAGAGCAUGGCUUCUAUACACGGAGGCCAGUGGGCCUGGAGCAGGGUGGGAAGGGGGUGAGGCAUAAGGCAGGGAAGAAGACAGACCCAAGGCACCUGAAAGACUCCAAACUCCAACGUAAGAUUCCUGAAAAGCAAAUGCAAGCAAGUCAAGCGUCAAUAUAAAGGGAAGCUGUGUGGAACAGCUUCCUCCAAGGAACACCGACCUCUCCCCAGGCAAGUAACACAGCACUGCUCACCUCUGCCCUUGUGACCUGAAAGCCACACCCACCAAGCACCCCAGGGUCCAAUCAGUGCACUCACCAUGUUCCCAGAAUCACCCUAGGUUCACCUUUGAUGUAGAAGCUCACUGUGUGAGGAAUCUUUAACUCCGGUUUCUUUAAAUCCACAAGAAAUGGUGCUUUGACUGGAAAGGAGAAUUCAUUGUCAACUCCCAGAAUCGAAUUCCACGUCUCUUAAUCACAAUCAAAAAAAGUAAUUAGCCUCAUGAUUGACAUGUUUCUAAGCUGCAAGCUACUACACUCAAUUCCAAGCAAAGUAUUUUUACUUUAUAAACUAGGACUACCCCGCAAAAGAGUUGCCCCCCCCCAAAAAAACUAAAGCUAGACUUAAAAAUACCACCAGUGUUAUAUAUAGCCUCUAAUGGAGUUUAUUCAAUCUUCAUCCCCGUUUCAAGCGAAAAGCAAAGGAGACCAUUCACCUAAAAAGUAAGAGGGUCUAGAAGAAGGUAGUGAGUAUUUUGCUACUUAAGUCAUGAGUUACUUUUUGCACUAAGUAAAACCUAGUCAUUAGCCAUAAGCCACUAAAUGUCCAAGAUAAACAUACACCUGGAGACAUGCAGGUGAGAGCAUCACCUGUGCUCUAGAAGAACCGUGUGUCGCACUGACUAACGCAGCACUUGGUAGAAAAAACACGGGAAAAUAGAUUUCUCACAUCAACCUGUCUCUCUCUCAAGGGAUACAGGCAAGAAGAGGAAGAGAAAAGGCACAGAAUACAGGAAGCAGUAAGGUAUACAGAUUAAUAGCCAAUUUGAAGACUGAGCUCCUGAAUUGAAACCCUACCCACAAGGCCAUAUUUUUCUAUCUAUCCCAACAGUUUGCAAGGAUUCAUCCUAGACCCCAAAGCCAAUAUUAAAUAGGUUUCAGACCAUUUAAGUCUAGCCACAAUUUUAUAACUGACAUAUCUUUUUCAUUAUGCCAUAACUGUAAGGGCAGUAAGUUCUCUAUUUGGGAAAAAAAAAUAUAAAGGCAAAUUCACAAAAGGUACAUACUCACAAAAGUUGAAAAAAAUCACCACGUGCAUCAGAGGAGGGAAAAUACGUUCGUUUAAUGAUUUAGUUGUAAAGCUGUCACACAGAGUGGCAAUUUUUCUUGUGAGGGUUGAACAGGAGUAUGGGAAAGAUCUGUAAGAUAUUGUGAAACAGACAAGGUAUUCAAAAUCA